This is a messenger RNA of Chaetomium fimeti, 1231 nucleotides long. RefSeq lists its product as uncharacterized. The coding region runs from base 187 to 1155 and encodes 322 amino acids. The record is from RefSeq and is a predicted model, not a curated record. Gene Ontology annotation, molecular function: nickel cation binding. Lineage: Eukaryota; Fungi; Ascomycota; Sordariomycetes; Sordariales; Chaetomiaceae. The transcript is spliced from 2 exons.
AGCCGGGAUUCAUGGGUCGGAAGUUGCGGGAACAGCGUUUGUAAUUGAAUCACUCAUGCCUCAGGGGCCACUCAGCGAGCAGAUAAGCUUAUCAGUUUUAUACCAGGCGUCUCAGCCAAAACCCUCACCUUGGUCUCAGACUCAAAACUCAAACUCUCAGCAUCUAACUGAAAAAAUAAUGUCAGAAUGAUCGAUUCCGCCAAACUAAACGGUAGGAAUGGCAACGAGAUAGAGGAUGAGAUAGCCGAUCUAGAGCGCCGGUUGGCAGAAGCAAAAGCCAAACGCUCUCACUCUCACCCACCAUUAACAAAACCCCUCUCCUCAACCCUCACCUCACCAACACACUUCCUCCUCCUCCUCUCCGACUCAGCCCUCCCCCUCGGCAGCUUCGCUUUCUCGUCCGGGCUCGAGAGCUACCUCGCCCAUCAGAAAGUUAUCUUCCGCCAGCCGUCCUCCUUCGCCUCCUUUUUACCCUUAUCCAUCUCCUCCUACGCAUCCACCACCCUCCCUUUCGUGCUUGCCGCCCACCGCGACCCCUCCCUCGCCAGCCUCACCGCCCUCGAUGACGCCCUCGACGCCGCCAUCGUGUGCACCGUCGGCCGGCGCGCCUCCGUCGCCCAGGGCCGCGCCCUGCUCUCCAUCUGGGAGCGCUCGUUCGCCGGCGCCCUGACUGAACGGGGGGGUGGAGGUGUAGACGGGACCGAAGCGCUACGGGGCUUCGCCGCCCUCCUACGCACAACCUCCACCUCCACCUCCACACCCGCCCUCACCAACGGCACCACCACUACCACCACCACCAACACCACCAAACCUCCCCCAAACGACGACCCCCCACCCCCACCACCCGUUUCCGCGCACCUCGCCCCACUCUUCGGCGCAAUCAGCGCGCUCGCCGGCCUGGGCCUCGAACAGACCGCCUACGUGUUCAUGCUGGGCCACGUCAAGGCGCUGGUGUCGGCGGCGGUGCGGGCGGGCAUGUUCGGGCCGUACCAGGCGCAAAAGACGCUGGCGAGCGGGGCGGUUCAGGGCCUGGUGGCGGCGGUGGUGGAGCGCGAGUGGGCGACGGCGGUGGAGGAGGCUGGGCAGGGCGUGCCGGUUAUGGAUCUGUGGGUGGGGAGGCAUGAGGUUUUGUAUUCGAGGAUUUUUAAUAGUUAGGCUGGUUAUUAUUAUUUCUUUCUGGGGGGUUAGAUUGUUAUGGUUUUUGGUGUUCAAGGGUAGCUUGUGUGUGGGU